UAUUGUGCAUCAUGAGUUUAACGUAUAAUUUAUUCACGUGUUUAUUUUAAUUCAAGUAUUUUUUGCACGACAGACGUAGUAUUAUAAAAAUAGAACUUUGUCAAGUAUUGGUUUGCUCUUUUCAGCUGAACUUCUUGCACAGUUCAUCCAUUCUAUUUUUCUUUGCAUGCUGGAGGAAAAGAAAGAGAACGUGAACUGUGUAAGCAGUUUAACUAAAACGAGCAGACCUGUGGCUUUUCUUUAUUUAUUUACGUUUACUGUUACGGUCGUCGAACGUGGUCGAACGCUUUUGAAUCGAAAGACCGAACCCGCCGACACCUGUGUCCCUUCCGGCAGCUGGACAGAUGGCGCUUGGUGAUUCAACUGCAUGGAUUUAAAAGUAACCGUAAACCGGCGUGCCGUGAGUGAUGCCGAGGACUGGUCGGUGCGUGCGUGCAUGCACGUAAAUAAAUAAAUCGGGCAAAAUAUCACGGAGAACGUCGUCCUUCGCGCGGAUUGUAAUGUUCAUGAGAUUUAUUGGAUCAGGAACGAGUGAUCGUGCUAAAACCAUAAACACCGGGACGAAUCUGAGAUCAGGAUGUGCGACUUGAUAGAUCUGAAUAGUCCAAACGUGAGGGGAUCGCAGGAACUGACAAAACUGGCGUCGCCGCUGAUCCCAGCUCCGAAAAGUGUCGAGUGCGGCAACGAAGCGGGCUCGAAGCCGGUGACAGAGAAACGUGAGGGCGAAGGCAAUAAUCCGUUCGAUCAAGUGUUACACGAGACUGCCGAGUACGUCAGCAAGAAAGGCGAUCCCUUCGAGGUGAUGCUGCAACGAGCCCUGAGAUCCAAAGGUUGUAGGAGUGCACGAUCUGUGGACUUUACGGACGACUAUACUCCGCGUAAGAAGAAGUACCUCAAAGCAAUAAAUAAGACGUUGAGUAUGCUCGAUGAGUCGUUGCUCGAAAGUGGGUUUGGCUUCUAUGACGAAAACGGGAAGAGAGAAGCGAGAGUCACGACGGAGAGUGGUGGUAUUGAUGCGAGAAUCGUCGAUGUCUGUGACAAUAAUGGAAUAGAUAAUGCGUCUGUCUUUAAGCAGGAACAUAAGAUAUCUGUUACUGAUCCAGACUCACUUGAAUUAUCCAUCCUAAAUCAGUCUGCAAUGAACGAUACACUACUGGAAGUAAUUCCCAAGAAAAAUGGCAAGAUCUCACUUUCUCCAGAGAAAGACUCGUUAUUCAAAGAGCAUAUUUUUCCUUCGGACAUCAAACACCUUAAAUUAUCGCAUGUUCAGCGUUCGUUGUCGGAAAGGGAGGCCGCAAAAUCAUCAACGGAACUAUCGUGUCUGUACAAAAGAUCGCAGUCCGUGACGGAUGAUCGAAGAAAAACAUCAUUGACGUCGAGUGGCAACAGCACCAUGUCCUUAUUAGACAGGGGCUUCUUGGAGAACAAACAGAACGACCAAUCUGUAUUCUCCAGUUUAUCGAACGUCUCAUCUAUAACGAAAUUGACUUCUACUUCAUUGUCUUCAUUGGUACUUUCGAUCGAUCCUAUGAAUCACGCUUUCAUGGAUGACAAUUCAUUGAAAACCAGUCAGGAGAAGAUGAAUGCGAUUGAGAGUUCUAUGGAUAUAAAGUAUGACUUGUCAGAUCUGGCGGAAAGAUUUAACAAGUUGAAAUUCAGUAUAAAUAAUAUGACCAGUAUUUUGAGUAUAACCGAGAAGGAUGACUCUAGUUCCAUGAAAGGGGAAAGUAAUAUUCAAAUUGCGAAUAAUAAAUUGAUAGAUGUUGAUGCAUUUGUUCCGGAACAAAAUAAAAAUUUUAAUAGAAGCUCAUCUUCCACUUGUUCUUCGGAUUCUGUGUUCACUAAUAAUAAAGUCGAUAAAUCAAUACUGUUAGAGGCCAAGGAGCUUGCAAAGACUUUUGAGGAAUUAGCAUUAAAUUCUGAAUCUAGUGUAGAUGAUGAUUUAAUUUCAAAUAAUACUAUGUGGAUGUCAGAAUUAUUACCAGCAUUUGAAGAUGAACCUGUUGUAAAUGAUUUAAUUCAUUUACCUACGUCACCAGAAGAAGAGUACUCAAGAGAUAGAAACAAUCAUAAGAAGCAAUCUCCUACAAGUAUUAAUAGUGCGGAAGAAAAUUCAUUGAAGAAAAUGGAGUUGUCAUUUACUGGUGCAUCUAUCGUAAAACAAGACAUAACUUCGUUGUUGUCAGAUCUCAGAAAAUUAGUUAAACCCGACAGUAAUCCGGAAGCUAAGAAAUUACUUGAUAAUUUGGAAAGUAUUUUGAAUAUUAAUUAUAAAAAUAAUACGGAAUUGUUAGUAACCUGUCUCAAUACGUCAAAUAAGUCACAGAGUCCUCAGAAAACAUCUUUGGAUAGCAUUGAAAGAUUCGAUAAAUCAAAUAUAGAUAAAAAUGAGGAAGAAAGCGAUAAAGUAUCAUCACAAGAAAAGAUCUGUAAUAAUGAAAAAUCAUUGACGGACACAAACUGUAAAAAAUUAAAAGAUACAGAUAAAUCACAAGAUAAAUCACAAGAUAAAUCACAAGACGUUCUCAGCAUUGAGAAAUCGUCAGUUACAUCUUCAUCCUGUAAAGAUGAAAGCGAAAGUCGAAUGAAUAUUACAGAAUCAUCUGACUUAAUAGAAGACAGCACGCAUAAAGCUAAAGAAGGAGAUAGUCAGGUGGAUAAAAAGAUUGCGGUAGAAUUGUUAGUAAAUCUUAAAAAAUUAUUAAGUGGUCAAUCUGAAGAUGAUACGACGAUACAGUUACUUAAAAAUAUAGGAAAAGUAUUAAAUACUGCAUUAAAUAAUAGUCCUGAGAGUAAAAUGCAGGCAAAGAAGCAAAAUAUUCAGACUACACCUGUAAAAGCACAAAAAUCUGAUAAUAACGCGCAUUUGUUCACACGUUCAGCAAGAGUAGCGCACAGGCAAAGCUUGGAAUCAAAAUCUAAAACAGUCAGAAAAAGUAUAUCCGCAAUCGAGUCAUCGCCUAAGAGUAUGCAAAUACGCAGACGUAAGGAUACAUCCGAAUUGGAGAACAAGCAGAAACGUUUUUCAAGCGACCCUGGAUUUAUUAACACUCCAUCAAAUAAAAAACUUAUGAAUCAAAAUACGUGUAACACAAGAAAAGCGGAAGCUGCAAGACCUGAUAGCAGAAAAGAGAAAUCCAUUGGUAUAAACGAUGUAAAAAAUAAGCUGAAGAAAAGAUCGGAUAUAGUUAAUAAAAAAGGCCCUAUAAAAGCAGUGCAUCCUGUAGAUAAUAUGCAAAAGAAAAGAGCAUCAAUCGGAAGACAAAUGUCCUCUCAAAUCACACCACCUAAAUCCAAUAAAAUAAUCAGCAGUACCCCGACAGACAAUAAUCAUUACAUGUUUAAAAAAUCUGCAAAAUCCAAACCGAUAGCUUCGUCAACACCGGACGGCCAAAACAGCAAGAGCGCACCGUUAACGACCUCUAAUAAAAAACGUAACUUUUCUUGCGACAUUUCGCCGGUGACUACGUAUGUAAACAUAAAUGAUGAACGAAAGGACAGUCCCAAAAGAAUGUCUAAGCUGCCAACGCCGAAGAAGUGUACGACACCCACGCGCCAGCAAACGGAUGGCAUUCCAAGGUUUCUGACGCCGCCGAGGCAUUAUUCGUCGCUCAAUACGAAUAAUCCGCAGUCUCCGCAGCGUUUGAGCAGGAACUCGAUCAGUUUACAACGAUAUUCCCCCUUGAGCGAGAAAAAGAAUGUCGGAAAGAUUCAGCAGAGUCCACUGAAGGAAGUCAACAGGAUUACUUCUAAAGUUAAGCCACGCAACUUGAUUUCCAAGAUUAAACGGCACAGUAUCAGCGACUUCACCGAGAAGGAAAACUAUUACGCUUGAGAAUGAAGCGAGAGCAGAAGCGAAGCGAAACAAUCGCAUACCGUUAUGAUAUCGAUUGUGUAAUCGGAGAUUGUGUCAUGAAGAAAUCGUCAUAAGAGACGUGAUUUUCUUUUUAAAUUUUUUUUUACUUUUGUGAUAUUUGUUUUUGUGUUUUUUUAUAAUAAAAUAUUCGGCGAGAAGGUGUGCGACUCGACAGGUUCGCGAAUUCUGAAAUAGUCUCAUUAGGGUAUUACGUACAAACGUAUUUUUGAAUUUAUCGACGCAAUUUGGUAGACGAUUUAAAUUGAUACAAAAAACGAUGCAAUAAUGAGAUUCUAGGUUUACGAAAGAAUCAAGAUGAGUUUCAGAGAAAGAGAUUAUAUAUAGGAAGGUUCAAGAUAUAUACUUCCGAUAUUUUUGAAAAUCUUGAUAA
This is a messenger RNA of Solenopsis invicta (red fire ant), 4247 nucleotides long. RefSeq lists its product as uncharacterized. The record is from RefSeq and is a predicted model, not a curated record. The transcript has 9 exons. NCBI's taxonomy places the organism in Eukaryota, Metazoa, Arthropoda, Insecta, Hymenoptera, Formicidae. Bases 578 to 3835 code for a protein of 1085 amino acids.